GUGUAUGUGUUUCCGUCCGUUUAAAGGGCCGCUUUAGGGCUGCGGGUGCCUAAACGAACUGCAGGGGGCAUCCUCGCCCUUGCACGCGCAGAUCCCCCACUUCUCUGACACACUCGGAUACAUUGCGCACACACACAUGCAUGCGCUCUCACACGCACCCCCUCCUUCUGCCAGACUCCCAGGCCAGCGCCAUACGGAACAUCCUGCCCUCAACAGAGAGGGGGAGGAGAGAGGGAGCCCGAGUGUGUGUACAGAGAGAGAGAGAGAGAGAGAGAGACGAGGUCUGGCGUCUCCUGGUAGUAAAUCUAUCAGGUCUCGAGGACAAAAUCUCAGAGAAACAGAGAGAAGAGAGAGAGAGACGAGGCCUCGUGGAAAUCUCAUUGCUUUCCUGGUACCUGGACCAGCAGCUCGUGAAGCCUUGGAUUAAAAAGCCCGACUAGAAGGACGGAUGGUCGCGCGGACUGGCUGCGCGCUCUGAAGUUGGACAGACUACCGAGGACACCGAAAGCAGACGGCAGCAGCAGCAGAAGCAGCAGCAGCUUUUGUCCCCCCACCCCCCCGAACCCGGUGAAGGCAGCGGAGGCACCGGGAUCAUGAAGCUGCCUUGGCUGCUGGCGCUCACGGCGCUGCUCGCGCACACCGCCACGGGACAGACUUGGUCCCCAUCUAUCGAUGAUGAAGGCUCGACGAGAGACGAGUUCUACGACGAUGAGGAUCUCUACUCGGGCUCCGGCUCUGGCUUUCCUGGCAUCAGUGUGAGGCCGACAUCGGCAGGUGUGUCCUUCACUACAGAAGAGCCCCUCCUCCUCUCCACCACGCAGGCCAAUGGCCCCGCCCCCUCCGCCUCACCUGCAGCUGAGCCGAGCCCCAACCCGGAGGACCCUAUCAUCACCCCGAUGCCCACUGAAGCUGAUGGAGAGAGUGGUACAUUCUGGGAAAAAGAGAGUGAGCUGGAGAAGGAGAGAGAAAGAGAGUUAGAGAUGGAGAGAGAGAAGGAGCAAGAGCAAGAGAGGCAGAGGGAACUGGAGAAUGAGAGAGAGAGGGAGAAACAGUUGGAGAGGGAGAGAGAGAGGGAACGAGAGAGGGAGCGGGUCCGAGAGAUGGAGAGAGAGAAGGAGAAGGAGAGAGAGCGCGAGCGAGAGAGGGAACGUGAGAGAGAGCGAGAGAAAGAGAGAGAGAGGCAGAAAGAGCGUGAGCUUGAAAGAGAGAAAGAGCUGGAGCGAAUCAGGGUCGCCGCCCAGACCACCGCCGCCCCACGAUCGCCUGCAGCCAUCCCAGUGGUGACCACCAACCCGGCAACCAGCCCAGCAGAAAGUACGACGCCCUCUGCCGGUUCGGACGACCUGAGCACCACAGAAGAAGAAGAGGAUGUCUACCUGUCGCCUGAACCCUCAGCUUUUUUCCCAGGCUUUGACAUGGAAACCACUACAGAAGAUGACAUGUCCACUACAGCAGAGACCACCCCCGAGCCAACGACAGCUGCACCCGCCACCACCACUGUCAAGACCAGGUUCCCCUUCAGGCCCAGGGUUCCCAUGACGACAGGCACUCAGGCGGUGCCAACAGAGGGAACGAGCCGUCCACAGCAGCCCACAACUACACAGGAGGGCAACAACGAGGCGGGUGCUGCAGGACCGAGUGGAGAUUUCGAGAUCCGCGAUGAUCAUCGUAAUGAUCUUGGUCGAGGUAUAAUGCCAGUGGAUCCUGAUCUGAUCGGCAACACAGUGGACGGAGGAAGCUCUGCCGCCCAGCUGCCGCAGAAGAACAUCCUGGAGAGGAAGGAGGUGUUGAUAGCGGUGAUAGUGGGAGGAGUAGUGGGCGCCUUGUUUGCGGCCUUCCUAGUGAUGUUGCUGGUGUACAGGAUGAAGAAGAAGGACGAGGGAAGCUACACACUAGAGGAACCCAAACAGGCCACCGUCACCUACCAGAAACCAGACAAGCAGGAGGAGUUUUACGCAUAACAUUCAGAGACUGCCAGAGAGACGGAGAGAGUAAUGGAGAGAGAAAGAGAGAGAGAAGAGAGAAAUAUACUCUAAGCCCCCGUACUCCUCGCCCUCCUCCUCCUCCUCCUCCUCCUCCUCUUCUUCUUCGUUGCCUCCCCCUCGUCUGCUUGCCUCUCCUCAUCCCUCUCUCCUCUCCUCUCCAAAACACUUGAGAGCGCCUCUCUCUCUGCAGACUUGAAACUUUCUUUUCAAUGAAAACGAAAAAGAGGAAAAAAAUAAAUAAAAAUCCAAAUAUAUUCUGAAAAAAUAACACAUACACAUGAGAUGUUUUUAAAGUAAAUGUUGUUAUUAAUAUUCUACAGAUUCUCUUGUUGUGUAUGUACUGAUAUGAUUAUUUUGUAAGAAAAACAAAACGAAACACAAGCUCUUAACCAGUGUUUUCCAGCACAAAAAAAGUUCCUCCUCUGUUAUUUUAUGGAGCGAUUGAAAAGGCGAAAGUGAAAAGGGAGAGGAGAGGGGCGAGGCGAGCAGAGCGAGACACAAAAGAAAAAGAGAGCGAUGGGCUCGACUCUGCCCCUCACCCCCCAAAAACACACAGAGUGUCUGGUUGGCCGCACAGAGCCCAGGGUCAAAGGUGAGAGGAAAGGUCUCUUUUGUGCCUUCCAUCCCUCUGCUGCUCAAAGACGCAUACGCACAUCCAUACAGCCACAUAAACACAUGCUUGCACACAUGGACAUGCAUACAUACACACACACACACACACACACACACACUUGUAUCUGCUCGAAGGUGGCUCGGACCUCUCUCUCUGUGCUCGGCCAACCAGAAAACAGUGCUCAACCCUCAGUGUGUUUCACAACGUCGAGGAGCCGCUGUGGGAACAUUAGCUGGUUAGAGGUUUGCUUUCGCGGUCAAUCUGCUCCUCUAAGCUGUACAAAGACUAGUUACGGAUAGUAAUAACAACCAAUAAUAUAUCAAUGUUUUGGGCUGGAUGGUGAAUAAUAAUAAUAAUAAUACCGUAAUAAUAAUACGUAAACAGGAGGAUGUGUAUUUAUCAGUUUAAAAAAAGUGUAUAUGUAAAUAUCAGCAUACCUUUCUGACAUCACUAAUCAUCUGCAUGAUCAUGAAGAGUUUUUAUUCAUCACAUCCGUCAUCACUUUAGAUGAGCUGUGCUCUCGUCAGCCACAUGAACACACACACACACACACGCACAUGCACACAAGUGCAGAUAUAUAACUUGCUGUGCAUUUAGAUACACCACACAGAUAAGUAUACUGUUAAUCAUAUCAUUCAAACCCAUUAUCAUCACUGUCAUUGUGAUAGUCAUCACUUGGGAUACGAGCGAGAUCAGGUGGUUUCAAUAUGUUAUUGAUUAGUUAUCGAUCAGUUGCCGGUUGGUUUAGAGUUUGGUCCCUUUUGUGUAAAAGCACAACUGCGUGUCUAGUCAUCACCUCAUCUGAUAACCCCCCCUCCCCUCCCCCCUACACUCACCUUUAGCAUGCCUCACUUUCUUUUUCUUCCACCAUUGGCUCUCUGUUUGGGGAUGGGAGGGGCCUCUGGGAAGCAAGGGGGCCUUUAAUGAAAAACCAGGAAGUGUGAAUCCAUGCAGGAAGUUGCUCCCAGAUGUGCUAAUUCAGUCAAAAUCUUUUGUCAGUAAAGCUUUGGUUAUGAGUAAGAACAGAUUUUGAAUUAGUGUUCAUCGGGUCAACUUUAACCUGCUGUUAGGGUCUUUUCGGGGAGGGGACAUUGGGGGACAGGGGUUCGGUUUGGGAAGGGGAAUGUCAGAAGGAGGGCUGUGCUUCUAUCUAAGAGAUUGUAACAAUAACCACACCAGUGCGACUGGGCUAGUAGCUUCUAUUAUACUCAGUACUGUAGAACAAACAUGCAUGGGAGUCAAAACUAUACUAGUCUGGGUGUGUGUGGAUGCCUGUGUGUGUUUGUGUGUUUGAAAGAAAAGAGGGGUGAGUUAAAGUUGGAAUGUACUGUGGCUGAGUGUGUGUUUACCUACUCCAGCAGUUCUCACGCUCUUCCACAGACAGGUAACACACCUCUUCCACUCAUGUGUGUGUAUGUUGCCUGCCCCCCUCGCCAGUGUGUGUGUGUACACCUCAUCUAAACACGCCAUGUGUGUGUAUGCCCGAGUGCUUCACCUUGGUAUUUCACAGCAGACACUUGUGUACACUGACUGGCCUGUCGACGUGCGUGCGAGUGUUUCGUCUGCUCACUGCUGAACGAGGGGCAGCUGGUCCCUCACAGUGGCUUUCACACACACUGACUGUGUCUUUUCACUGUCCGACUGUCUGCCUGUCUGUCUCUCUGCCGCAGUACAGACGGGCAGACAACACGCCACUUUCUCACAGGCAGGAAUGAUCUUAACACGUACUGUCUUUUUUAAAGUGACUGUCAAAGUGUAAACAUGUGUGUUUGUACCCAUCUAAGCCUGCGUAGCCAAAUGAGACGUGUGUGUUUGUGUGUGUGUGUGAGAGAGAGAGGGUGGAUUUGUACGUGUGUAAGUGUAGGUAUGCAUGCGUGUUAGUGUGUGUGUGUGUGUGCGUGUGUGUGUGUGAAGCCCAACGGAGGCUAUACUACUCUAUGUUUGCCGUUCCCAUUCCUGUUUUUAUACAUUUGCAUUUUUUUAAGGCUGAGUUUCUGUCAUUGGCUGAGUGAGCGAGAGGAGGCGGAUCCUCCACGCCACUGCCCUGUCACUAAUCUGCCACUCUGUUCCAAAUAAAAAACCUGGUUGGGUAAAUCUCU
Molecule: messenger RNA, 4697 nt
Organism: Cyclopterus lumpus (lumpfish)
Lineage: Eukaryota; Metazoa; Chordata; Actinopteri; Perciformes; Cyclopteridae
Gene: sdc3
Product: syndecan 3
Exons: 5
Coding region: 594-1961 (455 amino acids)
Biological process (GO): cell migration
Cellular component (GO): membrane; cell surface
Source: RefSeq, a predicted model, not a curated record